CAGUCUCUGUAAGUUCUGUGUAUCUGUGAAUUAUUGUGAAUCUCUGUCUAAUACAUUAUAUUUUUGAAUUCUAUUUUUAUUUGUAUUUAUUACUUGUCUUCUAUGUUACACUUAAAUAUAGAAGGUUAUUAUUGCAUAUACUUAAUCAUACAAUAAUAGAAGUAAUUUCCUCUUCAAGUAGUACCUAUUAAAAAUUAGAGAGAAAAAUGCCAGGAAUAGCCACAAUGUCACUUGAUAAUAUGUUUUGUACCCGUUGUGGGGAUGGAUUUGAAACCAAUGAGAAGAUUGUCAAUUCUAAUGGAGAACUCUGGCAUACCAAUUGUUUUGUAUGUGCUCAAUGCUUCCGCGUGUUUCCUGAAGGAAUAUUCUAUGAGUUCGAAGGACGCAAGUAUUGUGAGCGUGACUUUCAGGUGUUAUUUGCUCCCUGCUGCGGGAAAUGCGGAGAAUUUAUUAUUGGCCGUGUCAUAAAGGCCAUGAAUGCCAACUGGCAUCCAGCUUGCUUCCGUUGUGAAGAGUGUAAUGUGGAGCUGGCUGAUGCUGGGUUUAUAAAGCAUGCAGGUCGGGCGCUUUGUCACACGUGCAAUGCUCGUAUUAAAGAAGAUGGUUAUCAAAACUAUAUGUGCCAUAAGUGUCAUGGCGUAAUUGACGGAGAGCCUCUUCGUUACCGUGGCGAGGUUUACCACGGCUACCAUUUCAACUGUGCUACUUGCGGUGUGGAACUAGAUCACACUGCUCGUGAGGUUAAACACCGCUCUGGAUAUGCUGCCAAUGACGUGAAUAACCUUUUCUGUUUGCGGUGUCAUGAUAAAAUGGGUAUUCCUAUUUGCGGUGCUUGUCGUCGCCCAAUUGAAGAACGAAUCGUGACGGCUCUUGGCAAACACUGGCACGUUGAGCACUUUGUAUGCGCAAAAUGUGAGAAACCAUUCCAUGGUCAUCGCCAUUACGAGAAAAAGGGGCUGGCUUAUUGCGAACAACAUUACCAUCAACUCUUUGGCAAUUUAUGCUAUGUGUGCAAUCAAGUUAUUGCCGGCGACGUGUUUACAGCGCUGAAUAAGGCGUGGUGCGUGCACCACUUCGCGUGUUCAGUGUGCGACGCGCCGCUCAGUACCAAGAGCAAGUUCUACGAGUAUGACGAGCGGCCCGCGUGUCGCCGCUGCUAUGAACGCUUCCCCUCUGAACUACGGCGUCGCUUGCGACGCGCACAUCAAUACACCACUCGCCGUUAAAACUUCAGCGAAAACUCAGAGCAAAAAAAAAACACGUAAUACUAUGCACAAUAAAUGUGAAGCCAAUUUUCUACACAGGAUUAGUCGUUAACUAAAACAUUUGAUGAUACAAUUAAUUUGAAAAGAUUCUAUCAAAUAAUAGAAACAAUACUAAUUGAGACAACUGUAUUUUAAAUCAUAUAUUGAUCCUGAGUUGCUUAUACCCUAUACCGGAUAGGAAACAGAUUUACUAUUUAAAGUGCCUAAUAAAAUUAAUUGACUUAUAUUUAUAAAUUGUUAUAAUAAUUUUUCUAAUAUUAUAUACUCAAUAUUAUGUUUAAAUUAGAUGUAAGUAAAGAUAGAGAAUAAAUAAAACAUUUUUUUUGUUAGUACUUACUACUUUUUAGAACCUUGGUUAAUUCAAAAUAAAUGUUAAAUAUAUACUUUCACUUGCAUUUAGUGAAAAGUUAAUUUGAAAUUAUUUGAAGUGAAAUUCAAUUUUUGUUAUUUGUAUACAUUAUGAAAAAAAACUACAGUUUGCUAUGAAUUAAAUAAAAUACCUACACCAAAUUACGAAACUAAUUUAAAAUUAUUAGUUAUUAUAAUUAUAAUAGGCAGUUUCUAGCUAAUAACUGAAUUUGGUUUUAAUCUCAUGUCUAUAUUAUAUGAUCUUAACAUUGAGUUUUAUAUC
This is a messenger RNA of Achroia grisella, 1896 nucleotides long. It is a transcript of the gene stck, whose product is annotated as LIM and senescent cell antigen-like-containing domain protein 1. Gene Ontology annotation, cellular component: cytoplasm; focal adhesion; cell-cell junction. The record is from RefSeq and is a predicted model, not a curated record. Bases 207 to 1226 code for a protein of 339 amino acids. The transcript is spliced from 9 exons. NCBI's taxonomy places the organism in Eukaryota, Metazoa, Arthropoda, Insecta, Lepidoptera, Pyralidae. Gene Ontology annotation, biological process: cell-cell adhesion; positive regulation of integrin-mediated signaling pathway; positive regulation of substrate adhesion-dependent cell spreading.